Cottoperca gobio is the source of this 1446-nucleotide messenger RNA. RefSeq names its product regulator of G protein signaling 9a (gene rgs9a). Gene Ontology annotation, cellular component: neuron projection; plasma membrane; cytoplasm. Gene Ontology annotation, molecular function: GTPase activator activity. Lineage: Eukaryota; Metazoa; Chordata; Actinopteri; Perciformes; Bovichtidae. The transcript is spliced from 17 exons. The coding region runs from base 1 to 1446 and encodes 481 amino acids. Gene Ontology annotation, biological process: positive regulation of GTPase activity; regulation of G protein-coupled receptor signaling pathway; intracellular signal transduction. The record is from RefSeq and is a predicted model, not a curated record.
AUGACAAUUAGAAUGGCUCGUCCAGACCGGGGACAACACUUCCGACCCCGCUUGCACUGCCUUAAAAAGCUGGAAGCCAUUGUGGUGGAGAUGCAGGACACAACAAGUGGGGUCAAGGGCUCGGAGCAGAAACUCAAUGUCACUACCAUCCCACAUGUAAUCACUGGUAAAGACAUCAUCGCAUGGAUUACCAACAAGAUGAAGACCACUCCAGAAGAGGGUCAGACCUUUGGCACCAUGUUAGUGGCCUAUGGCUACAUCUACCCCCUGCAGAACCACAAGAAGCUGGUGAUGUGCAACGACACCAGCCUCUAUCGCUUCCAGACCCCAUACUUCUGGCCUACACAGAAAUGGGUUGCAGAGGACUCUGAUUAUGCCAUUUACCUGGCAAAGAGGAACAUCCGCAAGAAAGGCAUGCUCGAGCCCUAUGAACAGGCACAUUACAACCACCUCCAUGAAUGGCUGAACCACAAGUGGGACUUUAUCGUGAUGCAAGCCACUGAACAGUACAAGGCUGGUAAGGAGAGGAAGAAGCCGGACCGUGUGGUGUUUGACUGCCAGGAGAGAGCUUACUGGAUAGUGAACAGGCCCCCGUGUCGUACUCACAGCGCUAUGGACAACAGUCCAGACCGUCUUAUUGAUCCCAACUCAGAGGAGAAAAUCCCAUUUGACAUGUACAGACGCAUGAACCUUUUCUAUCAACAAGCUAUCAUGAGGUCAAAGGUCAAAUCUAGUGUGUCCCUUGGAGCACUGACCAAGUACAUCACAACCUACAAAACCCACGACUCCUUCCUGGCUCCCUGUCUACCCAGCAACCCCUGGCAAACAGACAAUGACACCUACUGGACCCUCAACAUGAGACGAGUUGACGUCCCCACUAAGAUGCGAGUAGAGCGCUGGUCCUUCAGCUUGUUUGAGCUGCUGAGUGACCUGCGAGGCCGGGAUGACUUCAAGAUCUUCCUCAAGAAGGAGUUCAGCGGGGAGAACAUGGCUUUUUGGGAGGCAGCUGAAGAACUGAAGUGGGGCACUGCCUCUUCCAUGACGUCAAAAGCUGAGACAAUUUUCAAGACCUUCCUUGCCCCUGGUGCCCCCCGCUGGAUCAACAUUGAUGGCAGGACAAUGGGUCUGACUGUGAAGGGGCUGGAUCAUCCUCACCGCUAUGUGCUGGAAGCAGCCCAGACACACGUCUUCCUGCUCAUGAAAAAGGAUACUUUCUUCCGUUACCUCAAGUCCCCAGUGUACAAAGACAUCCAGAAGAAGGCCCAGAACCCUGAGACUCAUAACUUCAGUCCAGCCCAGCUGGAGCAAAAUGCCCAGAACCGAAGCCUCGGCAUCCAUCCCAUCACCUUCUGGGAGCAGGAGGAGGUGGAAAAGGCCAAGGCAGCUGCCGCCUCGGUUCCAGUCGAUGUCAAGGCAUUGAUGAGCAAACUAGACAGGAAGAAGUAG